Myotis daubentonii (Daubenton's bat) is the source of this 2040-nucleotide messenger RNA. It is a transcript of the gene RAB17, whose product is annotated as RAB17, member RAS oncogene family. Gene Ontology annotation, molecular function: GTPase activity; GTP binding. Lineage: Eukaryota; Metazoa; Chordata; Mammalia; Chiroptera; Vespertilionidae. The record is from RefSeq and is a predicted model, not a curated record.
GAGACUCUAGGCUAGGGCUCCCGGAGGUCAAGGUCUAUGUGAUCUGCUGGGCUGUUGGCCUCCUUCACAUCCCACCUGCAGUGAAAACCCCGAUCCCCACCCAAAAUAAGGAAACCUAGCAUGUUCUUUACGCCAGUCCUCCCGGGAGGCUGCGGGCGGGGUGGAAAGCCACCUCAGAAUCAGAGCUUUGGUUUCAAAUUUGGACUCUGCCAUGGACAAGCCAUCUGUUUCUCUGAGUUCACUCAUUCACUCACUCACCCAUCCAUUCAUUCGUUCACUAAUAUAUCGGGUAUCAGUGGGUUUCUGAAAAUGAAGAUAAUGAACGAGGGCUCUUUUCCGAGUUGGAGACAAGGAGUCUACCGGGUAGGGGUUAAGGUCGCCUCAGCCCCGCCCAGGGCCCACGUGAGGGCCUGUGUUUCUCUCCAGGGAAGACAAGCUUCCUCCUUCUGUAACUACUCAGUCACUCCUGCCUCAUCGCCACCUGCACUGGAAACCCCGAACCUCUUGAAAAUUCGUCGGGACUUUCUAUUGAUGGAAGCAGAGCCGCUGUCAUCAUUUUCAGACGAAAAAGGGAAAUGUUGGAAGCUUGGCUGUUGGAUGGAUGAGGUGCCCACGCGCAACCUGGCAGUGACGACUUCUAAGGUACAACCAACAUCAGAUUCAGAAAUGGGGCUCGACGUGGUGGAAAACGAACGAAGGAUGUGGAUUAACGGCUGACAUUCCUGACUCAUUCGGGAGAGCAGAGGGCAGGCAGGGGGCUUCGUGUGGCAGCCGACAGCCACCUGGGCAGAGGGCGCCCUUGGCCCAUGGUGAAGAGGGGGCCGAGCUUUAGAAGGUUGAAGUGAGGGGGCCAAGUUCGUGCAGCUGACAGAGCCCCUCCGAGGCCCGUUCGCGGCCUGCACCCUCAGGACAUCAGUCCCACGGAGCACCUGCUGCGUUGUGUUGUGUCCAUUUCCCUCCUGACCAUGAGCCCACGUGAGCGGGGAGCCAUCAGUCCCCACGUUGAGACAGAGACUGCGGCUUUGUUUGACCCAGUCAGUCUGCUCUGGCCGCCUGCAAGCACCGCCGUUUUGGGGCUGAAGUCGAGAUCAAGGUGCCUGCAGGGUGCGUUCUUCACGAAGGUGGUGGAGUUGGGUGACACGUCUCUGAAGUUUGAGAUCUGGGACACGGCUGGCCAGGAAAAGUACCACAGCGUCUGCCACCUCUACUUCAGGGGCGCCAACGCAGCGCUGUUGGUGUACGACAUCACCAGCAAGGAUUCCUUCCGCAAGGCUCAGCAGUGGCUGAAGGACCUGGAGCGGGAGUUCCUCCCUGGAGAAGUCGUGGUGAUGCUGGUCGGCAACAAGACAGACCUCAGCGAGGAGCGGGAGGUGACCUUCGAGGAAGGCAAGGAGUUUGCAGAGAGCCAGAGCUUGCUGUUCAUGGAGACCUCGGCCAGACUCAACCACCAGGUGACCGAGGCCUUCAGCGCCAUUGCUCGAGAGCUGCUGCAGAGGGCGGAGAGGAAGGAGGACCAGACACGGCGGGGAGGUGCCCGGCUGGCCCUAAACCAGGGGCCCACGGGGCCAGCCAAGUGCUGUGCCCGCUAGAGGCAGCCACAGCCACUCCAGGAGGGUCUCGGGGAGGAGCCCCCCAGCCUGACCCAAGCGCCACGUGGAUGGUGGUACUUGACUCUGAUUCUCCAUUCGCACUGGCUAGUUCCUGGGGGUGCCCGGAAGCUGGCAUCUCUCCGAAGAACCACUUCCCAAAGCUCGUGGGAGUCAUUCAGGAGAGGACCGGUGUCCAUGGCCUCGCCACCUGCACCCAGACACAGAGUCCCAGUGCCCAGGCCGGGUGCACCUGCCCAGCCCGGCUGCUCAUCCACCCUGCUGCUCCCGCCUCCGAGGAAUGAAACGGGUCAGAGGGAACAGGGACCUGGUGUUGGGCAAGGCCCACCUGCUUCUGGGAGUGGGGACAGGACGGAGCAGGCGCAGUGGGAGGUGGCAGUGCCAGGGGAAAUGGAGUGGCGGUUUUCUAAAAAAAUUAAACUGCUUUCUAUAA